Molecule: messenger RNA, 1626 nt
Organism: Hansenula ciferrii
Lineage: Eukaryota; Fungi; Ascomycota; Saccharomycetes; Phaffomycetales; Wickerhamomycetaceae
Gene: PRM15
Product: phosphoribomutase PRM15
Exons: 1
Coding region: 1-1626 (541 amino acids)
Biological process (GO): purine ribonucleoside salvage; carbohydrate metabolic process
Molecular function (GO): magnesium ion binding; phosphopentomutase activity
Source: RefSeq, a predicted model, not a curated record
AUGGAAGCGGGUUUCAACAGAUUGAACGAUGUCACAAUUUUACAAGCUUCACAAGGGUUAGCUAGUUAUAUUACUUCCCUGAAUACAAAGACUCAACAAUCAGUCGUUAUUGGUCAUGAUCAUAGGUUGAACUCAAAAAGGUUUGCUGAUAUUACAGCCACUGCGUUUCUACUAAAAGGGUUCAAAGUUUAUUAUUUGGAAUCAUUUAUAGAGGGAAAGGGAAGUGAUAUCGUACCAACUCCUUUAGUUCCGUUUGCAGUUGACUAUUUCAAAUCAGAUUGUGGUAUUAUGAUAACAGCAAGUCACAAUCCAGCCCAGGAUAACGGAUACAAAGUAUACUGGAAUAAUGGAUGUCAAAUAAUACCACCAUAUGAUCAAUCAAUUGCCGAAUCAAUUCUUCAAAACUUGAGACCAGCAGAUAAUGCAUGGGAUAUUGAUAAUGUUUUCAAAAUUUCUAAAGAAAACAAAAGUCUAUUAUUUUCUAAAGAAGAAAUACUUACAGCAUAUUUAUUGCAUAUAAAUGCUAACCUUUUGAAGACAAAAGUCCCAGAUGUGAAAUUCAUUUAUACACCAAUGCAUGGUGUUGGAUUAGAAGUUUUCAGCAAAGUCAUUAGUAUGCUAGGUACUAACUCUUUGCUUACUGUGGGAGAGCAAGCACAACCUGAUCCAUAUUUUCCAACAGUUAAAUUCCCAAAUCCUGAAGAAAAGGGCGCUCUAGAUCUUGCCAUGAAGAAAGCUGAUGAGCAAGGUAUUGAUCUUGUUUUAGCAAAUGACCCUGAUGCAGAUAGAUUUUCAGCUGCAGUCAAAACUAAUGGAAAAUGGAGACAAUUGACAGGUAAUGAGAUUGGAUUUUUAUUUGCAGAUUAUAUUUAUAACACAUAUGAGGGUGAAUUAUCCAAGGUUUAUUUUAUAAAUUCUACUGUUUCCUCUCAAAUGAUCGCUUCAAUGUGCCUUAAACGUGGGCUGAAUUAUGCAGAUACUUUGACUGGAUUUAAAUGGAUUGGGAACAAAGCCAUAGAUUUAGAGAAACAAGGAUAUAAGGUUCCAUUUGGAUAUGAAGAAGCUAUUGGCUUUAUGUUCAAUGGUAUCCAUGAUAAAGAUGGUAUAGCUGCAGCUGUCGUUUUCUUGCAAAUGGUCCAAUUCUGGAAAGAAAAUAACACAUCUGCUAUUGAAGUAUUAGAAAAAGGAUUCGAAAACUUUGGAUAUUUCAAAGAAUACAAUUCUUAUUACAUUGUUCCACAAUUACCGCUCACCAAAAUAAUUUUUGAUACUAUUCGUCAUGAAAAAAAGGUCGGAUCUGCUAGCUUCCCAGAUCACCUAGGUCAGUAUUCGAUAACAUAUUGGAGGGAUUUAACUAUAGGAUUUGAAUCAGAUACUAUCAACAAUGUCCCUUUAUUACCAAUUGAUUCUUCUUCACAAAUGAUCACCGCAAAGCUUCUGACUGAUAAUAAUACCGAGUACAUUAGAUUCACAAUGAGAGGAUCAGGAACUGAACCAAAAUUGAAAAUUUACAUCGAAGCUAGAGCUGAUACAGAGGACCGCGCUACAUUUUUAGCGAAAGAUGUUUGGGAUACUUUGCGUAAAGAGUGGUUCAAACCAGAUGAGACUGGAUUGCAAGAAGCUUGA